Capronia epimyces CBS 606.96 is the source of this 630-nucleotide messenger RNA. RefSeq lists its product as uncharacterized. The coding region runs from base 1 to 630 and encodes 209 amino acids. Gene Ontology annotation, biological process: mRNA splicing, via spliceosome. Lineage: Eukaryota; Fungi; Ascomycota; Eurotiomycetes; Chaetothyriales; Herpotrichiellaceae. Gene Ontology annotation, cellular component: U2AF complex; spliceosomal complex. The transcript has 2 exons. Gene Ontology annotation, molecular function: metal ion binding; pre-mRNA 3'-splice site binding. The record is from RefSeq and is a predicted model, not a curated record.
AUGGCCAACUACCUCGCCUCCAUUUUCGGAACAGAACAGGACAAAGUCAACUGUUCGUUUUACUACAAGAUUGGCGCCUGCCGCCACGGCGACCGAUGCUCGCGUAAACAUGUCAAGCCGUCCUACAGCCAGACCAUCCUCCUACCGAACCUGUACCAGAACCCGGCGUACGAUCCCAAGAACAAGAUGAAUGCGUCACAGCUGCAGAACCACUUUGACGCCUUCUAUGAGGAUUUCUGGUGCGAGAUGUGCAAGUACGGCGAACUUGAGGAGGUGGUGGUCUGCGACAACAACAACGAUCAUCUGAUCGGCAACGUCUACGCGCGGUUCAAGUAUGAAGAUUCGGCGCAGGCAGCCUGUGACGCGUUGAACAGCAGAUGGUACGCCGCAAGGCCGAUCUACUGCGAACUCAGUCCCGUUACGGAUUUUAGAGAGGCGUGUUGUCGGUUGAAUUCAGGUGAAGGUUGUGUGCGAGGCGGAUUCUGCAACUUCAUCCAUAGAAAAGAGCCGAGUCCCGAGCUAGAGAGAGAGCUAGAACUCAGCACGAAGAAGUGGUUGAAGGAGCGUGGCAGAGAUGAGAGGAGCGUCACUCGGAGUCCGAGCCCCGAGCCCACGAGGAAGAGAUUUUAA